Molecule: messenger RNA, 3234 nt
Organism: Megalops cyprinoides (Indo-Pacific tarpon)
Lineage: Eukaryota; Metazoa; Chordata; Actinopteri; Elopiformes; Megalopidae
Product: ephrin type-B receptor 2-like
Exons: 16
Coding region: 125-3097 (990 amino acids)
Biological process (GO): cell surface receptor protein tyrosine kinase signaling pathway; central nervous system projection neuron axonogenesis; axon guidance
Cellular component (GO): neuron projection; plasma membrane
Molecular function (GO): transmembrane-ephrin receptor activity; protein binding; ATP binding
Source: RefSeq, a predicted model, not a curated record
CUCAAUUGAUGCUGAAGGUUUGCGCGUUUCCAUCGGCGUCUGCUGUCAAUGGCUUUCUGGACGUGCUUUAUUUGAAUGUCUGGGCUUUUAAAAAUAAUCUCAUCUCAAGGAACCUCGCGCAGUAAUGGAUAUCUUAUGGAUUUUAUGGACGCUACCCGCUGCGCUGGCUGUAGAAGAAACGCUGAUGGACUCCACCACGGCGACGGCCGAGCUGGGCUGGACGGUGUAUCCCUCCUCAGGGGUGAGUGAGAGCAGCAGUUGGGAGGAGGUGAGCGGCUACGACGAGAAUAUGAACACCAUCCGCACCUACCAGGUGUGCAACGUCUUCGACAACAACCAGAACAACUGGGUACGCACCAAGUACAUCCGCCGCCGCGGCGCCCAGCGCAUCCACGUGGAGAUGAAGUUCUCGGUGCGCGACUGCAGCAGCAUCCCCAACGUGCCCGGCUCCUGCAAGGAGACCUUUAACCUCUACUACUAUGAGUCCGACGCCGACACCGCCAACAAGGUGUCCCCGCCCUGGAUGGAGAACCCGUGGGUGAAGGUGGACACCAUCGCGGCCGACGAGAGCUUCUCGCAGGUGGACCUGGGCGGCCGCGUCAUGAAGAUCAACACGGAGGUGCGCAGCUUCGGCCCCGUCUCCCGCCAGGGCUUCUACCUGGCCUUCCAGGACUACGGCGGCUGCAUGUCGCUCAUCGCCGUGCGGGUCUUCUACAGGAAGUGUCCCCGCGUCAUCCAGAACGGGGCCAUCUUCCAGGAGACGCUGUCGGGGGCGGAGAGCACCUCUCUGGUGGCCGCGCGCGGCGUGUGCGUCCCCAACGCCGAGGAGGUGGACGUGCCCAUCAAACUGUACUGCAACGGCGAGGGCGAGUGGAUGGUGCCCAUCGGGCGCUGCAUGUGCAAGGCCGGGCACGAGUCCGUGGACAACGGCACGGUUUGCCGAGCGUGCCAGUACGGCUUCUUUAAGCCGACGCAGGGUGAUGAUGUGUGCCUGCAGUGUCCAAUGAACAGCCGCACCACCAACGAGGGCGCCACCAACUGCGUCUGCCGGAACGGCUACUACCGCACUGACUCCGACCCCUUCCAGAUGCCCUGCACCACCAUCCCCUCGGCGCCGCGGAACGUGAUCUCUAGUGUGAACGAGACGUCCCUGAUGCUGGAGUGGACGCCCCCGCGGGAGGGAGGGGGGCGGGAGGACGUGGUCUACAACAUCAUCUGCAAGAGCUGCGGGGCGGGGCGCGGGGGGUGCACCCGCUGCGGGGACAAUGUGCAGUUCGUCCCACGCCAGCUCGGCUUGAUCGAGCCCCGCGUCUACAUCAGCGACCUGCUGGCCCACACCCAGUACACCUUCGAGAUCCAGGCCGUCAACGGCGUGUCCGACCAGAGCCCCUACUCUCCACACUACUCUUCCGUCAACAUCACCACCAACCAGGCCGCUCCAUCAGCUGUGUCCAUCAUGCAUCAGGUCAGUCGUACUGUGGACAGCAUCACGCUCUCCUGGUCCCAGCCCGACCAGCCCAAUGGGGUCAUCCUGGACUAUGAGCUGCAGUACUACGAGAAGGAUCAGACGGAAUAUAACUCGUCCAUGGUGAGGAGCCAGACCAACACGGCGGUCAUCCGCGGCCUCAAACCGGGGGCCAUCUACGUGUUCCAGGUGCGAGCCCGGACCGUGGCAGGGUUCGGACGCUACAGCGGGAAGAUGUACUUCCAGACCAUGACCGAAGAGGAGUACAACACCAGCGUGCAGGAGAAGCUUCCCCUCAUCAUCGGCUCCGCGGCCGCAGGCCUGGUCUUCCUCAUCGCCGUCGUCGUCAUCAUCAUCGUCUGCAACCGGAGGAGGGGCUUCGAGAGGGCAGACUCCGAGUACACCGACAAACUGCAGCACUACACCAGCGGCCACAUGACUCCAGGAAUGAAGAUCUACAUUGAUCCGUUUACAUAUGAGGAUCCUAACGAGGCUGUGCGGGAGUUUGCCAAGGAGAUCGACAUCUCCUGUGUGAAGAUUGAGCAGGUCAUCGGCGCAGGGGAGUUCGGGGAGGUGUGCAGCGGCAACCUGAAGCUGCCGGGAAAGAGGGAGAUGUUUGUGGCCAUCAAGACGCUAAAGUCGGGCUACACCGAGAAGCAGAGACGGGACUUUCUGAGCGAGGCCAGCAUCAUGGGCCAGUUCGACCACCCAAACGUCAUCCACCUGGAGGGCGUGGUCACCAAGAGCAGCCCCGUCAUGAUUGUCACUGAGUUCAUGGAGAAUGGCUCCCUGGACUCCUUCCUCCGGCAAAACGACGGGCAGUUCACGGUGAUCCAGCUGGUGGGGAUGCUGAGGGGCAUCGCCUCAGGCAUGAAGUACCUCUCUGACAUGAACUACGUGCACCGAGACCUGGCCGCCCGCAACAUCCUGGUCAACAGCAACCUGGUGUGCAAGGUGUCCGACUUUGGGCUGUCCCGCUUCCUGGAGGACGACACCUCAGACCCCACCUACACCUCCGCCCUCGGAGGGAAGAUCCCGAUUCGCUGGACUGCUCCCGAGGCCAUUCAGUACAGGAAGUUCACCUCUGCCAGUGACGUGUGGAGCUACGGCAUCGUCAUGUGGGAGGUCAUGUCCUAUGGGGAGCGGCCUUACUGGGACAUGACCAAUCAGGACGUGAUAAACGCCAUUGAGCAGGACUACCGGCUGCCUCCGCCGAUGGACUGCCCCAGCGCCCUGCACCAGCUCAUGCUGGACUGCUGGCAGAAGGACCGCAACAACCGGCCCAAAUUCGGCCAGAUCGUCAACAACCUGGACAAGAUGAUCCGCAACCCCAAUAGCCUGAAGGCCAUGACCCCUCUGUCAUCUGGCAUCCAUCUCCCUCUGCUGGACCGCAGUGUGCCAGACUUCUCCAGCUUCAGCACAGUGGACGAUUGGCUGGACGCCAUCAAGAUGGGCCAAUACAAAGAGAACUUCGCCAACGCCAACUUCAGCAGCUUCGACGUGGUUUCCCAGAUGACCAUGGAUGACAUCCUGAGGGUGGGGGUGACGCUCGCCGGCCACCAGAAGAAGAUCCUCAACAGCGUUCAGAUGAUGAGGGCCCAGAUGAACCAGAUCCAGUCUGUGGAGGUCUGACCCCCCCUCCCCACCCCUCCCCGCGGGAUGAGUGCGCAGGGGGGCGCAGCGCUGGACUCCGCCCCUGGGCUUCCUGUCCGACCGAUCCCUCCUUCUGGACGUCCCUCUGUCCCACAGAAUCCCCCACCCCCCCAGAC